GCCCACAAUCUGAUAAGCGCAGCUGAUCAUUGCAGCGAUGUCUUCUCAACCAGUCCCUUCUGCAGAGAAUGCCGUUCUUCGGGACAAAAUUCGAGGAUAUGCUGCAGAACAUCGUAAAGAAGGUCGAACUCAGGCCAAAGAUUCUUUGCGUUUGGGUCUGGGGCAGAUAAAAGAUGAGUUUGCCGCACAGGAUAAUCUGAGUGAGAAAGAUGUGCACGGCUUGGCUUCCAGGAUCAAGCGUCGGAAGCACGCUACCUCCGAGGAUCUGUUUCGUCUAGCCUUGGCGUUCUUGCAGGGUAUAGAAAACAUAAACGCCUUCGCAGCGAUUCCUGGUGCUCUUCAGGUUCUGAUCAAGGAACUAACAGGAUCGGACAUCCAGAAACAGAUUGAUUCCGCCGAGUGCCUCUGUAACUUAUCACUGGGCGAGGGCCAUGUUGCUGAGAAGAUUUCCAGCUUGGCUGGCAGCUACAUGGUCACAUACCUAGACGGGAAGGAGGGCCGACUUAAACGAAGCUGCCUGUGGACUUUGGCGAACAUACUGGCCACCAGUGAGAAAGCUGCCCAGCAACUUUUACAAAUGCAGCUAGUUCCAAAGCUGUGGAAGCUGUACGCAGGCGAGGGAGCUUCAGCAGGAUUUCAGGAAGACGCCGGCAUCUGUCUGCAUUUAAUAUCCACUCAUGCAGCACAUCAUGUUAGUGGCGAGGACCGAGAGUACAUAGCCUAUCACUUGUUUUCAAUGAGACCUGAGGAUCCGGGCAGCGAGUACCUUAUGUACAUAAUCCACCAACUGGAGAUUGUUGAGUUGCACCAUGGCCUAGAGACUCAGCAGGCCGAGUGUUUGGUCAACUUCUUUGUCGCUAGCCUCGGCUCACAAGCCGAGAGCCUGCCAGUUUCCUACGGGGUGCGAGUUGUAGCCAACCUUAUGGCCUUUAACAACCCAGCACUGAUCGGAGUCCUGGCCGAUGACAACAUAUUUGUGCCUGCUUUAAACAAGCUUUUUGCCCUGCGAGAUCCCCGCCUCAACAUGGACCUGAUGCGAAUGCUCAGAAAUUAUCUGAAUUUGAAUCUCCUGGACUCCAACCUGGUGUUAGAUCGCUUGCAGGUGUACGCCUAAGCUCGUUUUGAGUUGAAGUCUUUUGUAUCUCUUUAUUUAUCGAAUAACCUAUGAAAUAUGAAUUCGAGCCCACGGCCGGAUGUAUAUGAGAAUGUUUGAGUAUGUAGUUUUACAUAUAGAAUGGAACGAAAUACGAAAAAAUAAAUAAGUUACGCUUACAAAUACAAUUGGUUAAAAUGGGGCUGCAAUCGAGUUGCUAAGAUAAGUCCAUUAAUAAAAUAUUUGGAACACUUA
Molecule: messenger RNA, 1348 nt
Organism: Drosophila ananassae
Lineage: Eukaryota; Metazoa; Arthropoda; Insecta; Diptera; Drosophilidae
Exons: 2
Coding region: 38-1114 (358 amino acids)
Source: RefSeq, a predicted model, not a curated record